GUAUGAAGAAGGAGACAAGGAGACAAUAUGAAGCAAUUUCUUCCAACUUGAAGAUGGCGAGGCCUGAAUUAGAUCUACGUUAUGGUACGGUAAAGUGUGAUUGUUUGCCUCAAUCAAGAAAUUGUGUAAUUCGAGUUGUGACUGACCAUGAGAAGCCAAACAAAGCUCUGUAAUGGGUCGGUUUGUUCGAAACUACGGAGAAUUUGAGGAGGAGAGCUAUUUACAUGAGAAUGCACGUGGAGCUCAAAACGAAGUGAAUGCAGCUGUGCCCCGUGAGAAUCAUUCCAAUAGGGGCGUGAAUCUAUAUCAAACCAUAAACCUCUUUUGCAAGUUGUUGGGUCUUGUUGUUGUUUUGGUUGCUCUUUUGAAGUAGGUUGAUGUAUUUAGUAGUGUUCUUGGGGCUGUGUAGUAUUUUGAGUUGUUAAUGUUCAAGUACUUAUGUACCAAUGUUGUAUGACUUGUGUUGAGUGAAUUUGUGAAAUUUGUGUAAUGGAAGAUCAUUGUUUUGUCAUUGUUUUUUAUGGCUUGUAUAUUCAGUUUUAUGGCUUGUCCUUGUAUACCAAUUUUUUGUUUGUGCCUGUAUGCAAGAGCCUCGAGGUAAAAAUGGUAUUCAGGCAGAAACAUGAACUGGUAUUCUGGAAAAAAUGGUUAAUGUAUGU
Molecule: messenger RNA, 659 nt
Organism: Cuscuta campestris
Lineage: Eukaryota; Viridiplantae; Streptophyta; Magnoliopsida; Solanales; Convolvulaceae
Source: the annotation of a GenBank genome assembly